This is a messenger RNA of Coccinella septempunctata (seven-spotted ladybird), 1044 nucleotides long. RefSeq names its product 60S ribosomal protein L23a (gene RpL23A). The transcript has 4 exons. Gene Ontology annotation, molecular function: structural constituent of ribosome; rRNA binding. Gene Ontology annotation, cellular component: cytosolic large ribosomal subunit; ribosome. The record is from RefSeq and is a predicted model, not a curated record. Gene Ontology annotation, biological process: translation; ribosomal large subunit assembly. Lineage: Eukaryota; Metazoa; Arthropoda; Insecta; Coleoptera; Coccinellidae. Bases 124 to 981 code for a protein of 285 amino acids.
CAUCAAAUAGUAGAAAAACAUAAGGAAUACCAGUCAUAGAUUCACAUAUUUUAACUCUGUAGUCUAAGCCGCCAUCUUUAUCGACAGGCUCCUUCUUUUUUGGUUAUUCAAUAAGGAGUAACGAUGGCUCCAUCGAAACCUAAAUCAAGUGAAAAGCCCGCUUCCUCGGCGAAGAAAGAGGAAAAGAAGAAACCAGCUUCAGCUGGUUCUUCGAAAACUCCAACUUCUGCUGGGUCUUCUAAAACACCAGCUCCGGCUCCAAAAGCAGCAGCAAAAGCUUCAGCUAGUGCAACUUCUGCUAAGUCUGCCACUAAACCAGCUGCUAAGGCAGCCAAACCUUCCUCCAAGCCUGCAGCAAAAUCUGCAGCAAAACCUGCUUCGGCUAAAGCAUCUAAAGCAUCUGCCAAACCUGCAACCAAGGGGGCAGCGAAGAAACCUCAAGGUCAAAAAUCUAUGGAGAAAGCAACAUCUAAAGUAGCAAUCACUAAGCCCAAAAGAAAUGUUGCUCCCAAACAGCAACCUAAAGAUAAACAGAAGAAGGCUGCCGUUAAAGCUGCUGAAAUCAAGAAGGCUGAACGUGCCCAAAAAAAGGUUAUUAAGGGAUCAAGCGGUACUAGAGUACGUAAGAUCCGUACAUCAGUCCAUUUUCACAGGCCAAAAACAUUCAGGCCCCCAAGAAACCCAAAAUACCCUAGGAAAUCUGUACCAACUAGGAGCCGUAUGGAUGCUUUCAACAUCAUAAAAUAUCCAUUGACUACUGAGGCGGCAAUGAAGAAGAUUGAAGAUAACAACACUCUGGUCUUUUUGGUACAUACAAAGGCUAACAAAAACCAUAUAAGGCAAUCUGUCAAAAAACUUUAUGAUAUAAAUGUUGCUAAAGUUAACACUUUGAUCAGGCCUGAUGGCAAGAAGAAGGCUUACGUAAGAUUGGCGAGGGACUAUGACGCCUUAGACGUUGCCAAUAAAAUUGGUAUCAUAUAAGUUAAUUUUAUCUCUGAACAUUUGUUUUAUACUACUGUGUAUGAAUAAAUAUUAGGGAAAAUU